AUACAGACAAACAAGCAUUACGUUUUCACGCGGAAGAAAAUUUCAAGCGAUUAAAGGUUAAAAGCUACAUUCCCAUUGAUACUUUAUGAUGAAAAUACUGAUAAUUACACACGUAAACAACAACAAAUAUAAAUAAAUAAAUAAGAUAUCUGAAUAUCUCAUCAUAUUAUAACAUCUCUCGAAGCAUUUAAGAUUUGCUUGCUGAAAUGGAUUCGGACGACAUUAGCACAAACGAAGAGUUAGCAAGACAAUUAAACGAUGAUUUUCGAGAAGCUGUUUUACCAGUGACCGUUUUUGUGGGAAUUGAGGUCGUAGUUGGGUUCUUUGGAAACUUGCUGGUGAUUUAUGUGUUCUUAUUUCACUAUCAUGUCUGCAACUUUCGGUAUUUCGUGCUUUGUAUGGCGUUUGUGGACUUUACAAGCAGUUUGACGACAAUGCCUGGAGAAAUGUUAACGCAGAUGAACUGGUAUAUAUACCCGUAUAGAUUAAUCUGUAAGAUCAAGUCUUUCUUCAAUGUAUUUACAGUUACUGCAGAAGCCUUGUGCCUUCUUACGAUCGCCUUGGACCGCUACAGAAAAGUGUGUACACCUUUUGGAUGGCAGAUACGACCGAAAAUUGCUAUAUUUUUGUGCGGUGUCAUUUAUGCUGUUUCAUUCAUCAUAGCGUUACCAGUUGCCUUCUUUUGGGGAAUACACAACGCCGAGCAGGAAUAUAAGAAUCGAACAAUUACAAUAACAGUGUGUGAAAAGGACGAGCAAUAUACUGGGACAGACCAUCCGUUAAGAUACUCUUUAGCAGUUGAAGGUAUAAUUUCAGUUUGCCUCGUUUUGAUGUUCGUUCUAUACAUAUUUGUAACAAGAAAACUUGUUUCUGGAAAAGGAAAUGCUGGUGGAAAACCUAAAGUUAUUGUAACUUUGUCUUCAACUCAGACCGGUGCUUCUUCAGAUGUCAACAUGAAGAAUGACAUCGAGCUUAGUUCAAGACAAGAAACUAGUGAUGCCGGGUAUUCGUCAGGAGUUGAAAACAAACCAAAGAAAACUAAGUUUAAUUAUAUCUCGUCAGAUGGAGGUCUAACAACAGACGAAGAGGAAGACUCUUCAAGCCGGAUUGCAACUCUCAGAGUUCCCGGAUUAAAUUUUGCCAAUUCCAAAACUGACAAAGAACGCUCGAAUACUACCAAAUCUCACGCGCUAAGACGGAAGCGAUCUGUUGGUUUGCGCGUGCGCAGAAAGACAAAGAUAAUGGUAAUACUAACAGUUUCAUUCAUCAUAACUACUAUUUUGUACUUGACGCUUCUGUCGUUUAUUGCUGAAAACAUUUUGAAAGACUUGAGUGGUGGAUUGAAAGCAGUUUAUUUCUUCUUUUUUCGGCUGUACUUUAUAAAUCACGUUAUAAAUCCGAUCAUAUAUGGAGUUCUUGAUCCUCAUUUCAAAAAAGUGAUGAUGAAGCUAAAACACAGAAUAUGUGGUUGAAAAGGAAAAUAAAAUCAUUAUAAAACUCGGAAUUUUCGGACAGAAAGACUUAAUUAAUGGGAUUUUAUAUUUCAUGGUAAAAUAUUUAAAAUAUCCGAAACCGUUAAAUUAAUGAAAUAUUAAAAAAGAUAUGUAUGUUUAUGUAUUUGAAUUUUACUAUUUGCAACAAUAAAGAAAAAACAAUGAAAGGGUAUAAAUCGCGUAUUAACUUUACUGUAUUGCGUGCCUUGUUUGUGUGUGUGUGUUUGUGUGUAUGUGUGUUUAUUAAUAUAUAUAUAUAAACGCCACCGGUUGCCAAUAUUGGCGAGUCUUCCAGAAGAGUAUUAGUCAUUUUAGAUUUUGGAGGAUAGUGCAAGAUACAGAUAUUGAAAGAUGCUCCAAUUCCAGAAGCUUCUCCUGGUUCUUUAGCGUGCCAAGUCUUAAAGCGCUCAAACAAGAGACCUCGAUUUGAAGUUUCAUUCAAUUGAAAGACUGAUCAGUAAUCUUAGUUGGAAAACCUGGGUAUCGAACAGUCUCGCGCUCUUACCGAUAACGCUAUGCGGACUGUCUACAUGCCUUCUUACCCGGUGCGCAUUACAAAAGAAUACCGCGUGACCAAAAUAUGGUGACAUUGUUUUAUACUUCGAGGAAGGAAAUCAAACUUUAUUGUUGUACUGUGAAAAAUAAAACCAUGUAGAGAUAACACACAGUCUUCAUUGCUGUCAGCACAGACGCUUUGUAAGAUUAUUUGUUACUAGUCUGUUUUCGUUGAAUUCUACUAAAUAAAUGAAUAAAUGAAUGAAUGAGUGAAUAAAUAAAUAAAUAAAUAAAUAAAUAAUAAAUAAAUAGAUAAAUAAAUAAAUUGAUAGAUUGAUA
This is a messenger RNA of Ruditapes philippinarum (Manila clam), 2327 nucleotides long. RefSeq names its product D(1) dopamine receptor-like. The transcript has a single exon. The record is from RefSeq and is a predicted model, not a curated record. Lineage: Eukaryota; Metazoa; Mollusca; Bivalvia; Venerida; Veneridae. Gene Ontology annotation, cellular component: membrane. Gene Ontology annotation, molecular function: neuropeptide receptor activity. The coding region runs from base 207 to 1472 and encodes 421 amino acids. Gene Ontology annotation, biological process: neuropeptide signaling pathway.